Messenger RNA from Silurus meridionalis, 1535 nucleotides. It is a transcript of the gene lactb2, whose product is annotated as lactamase, beta 2. Gene Ontology annotation, molecular function: single-stranded RNA binding; RNA endonuclease activity. The record is from RefSeq and is a predicted model, not a curated record. NCBI's taxonomy places the organism in Eukaryota, Metazoa, Chordata, Actinopteri, Siluriformes, Siluridae. Bases 165 to 1022 code for a protein of 285 amino acids. The transcript is spliced from 7 exons. Gene Ontology annotation, cellular component: mitochondrial matrix.
UUUAUGCCUGAACUUUUAAACCGGAAGUCGUUUAUUUUAAAAGUUCAGUUUACUCUCCAGUGACAGAUAAAGCGGACACUGAUGGUUGCACACUAAAUUCUUGCUAAAUAAGCUGUAAAAGCGUGUAAUUGUGUUCUUUAUAGCGGUAUUCUCCUCCAGAGAAAAUGUCGGCUGUGCUUCCUCGCAUUGAGCAGCUGUCCUGCAGAGUCCUGCGUGUCCUGGGCUGUAAUCCCGGACCGAUGACAUUACAAGGGACCAACACUUACCUGGUGGGCACCGGGAAAAGGCGUGUGUUAAUAGACACUGGGGAACCUUCUGUACCUGAAUACAUCUCUAAUCUGAAAGAAGCUCUGUGCCAGAGCGGGUCCUCCAUCCAGGAGAUCUUGGUCACACACUGGCACCAUGACCAUACAGGAGGAGUAUCUGAUAUUCUUACCAACAUACACUCAGAUUUGCAGGUGAGUAAACUCCCUCGUACUCCCCCACAGCCAGAGGCAAUUGGAAAUGAGACGAGGAAAUACACAUACGUUAAGGAUGGUGAUGUCAUCAAAACUGAGGGAGCCACAUUACGGGUCUUGUUCACCCCAGGCCACACUGAUGACCACAUGGCUCUCUAUCUAGAGGAAGAGGCAGCGGUCUUCUCUGGAGACUGCAUUCUGGGGGAAGGGACGGCUGUGUUUGAGGACCUCCAUGAUUACAUGCUCUCACUGCAGAUACUGCUCGAUAUCAACGCAGACAUCAUCUACCCAGGUCAUGGUCCUGUGGUGUUAAGUGCGUGCAACAAGAUCCGGGAGUACAUCACCCAUCGCUCGGCCCGGGAGCAGCAGAUUCUGCUCGUGCUGAGAGAAAACCCUGGAGAUGCUUUCAGUUCCUCUGCCCUGGUUAAACUUGUGUACAAGGAUACUCCUGAGCACUUACACAGAGCUGCAGAAAUCAACUUGGUUCAUCACUUAAAAAAACUACAGAAGGAGGGAGCAGUUUGUUUGGUUGGAGAUUCAAAGAAGUGGAAGAGCAACUUGUGACCACAACCAUAACAUAUUAUUCACAAUAAAAGACUAAUUGUUUUAGAAUUAAGAUGCAGGUAUUCCAAAUAAAUCUUUAUAUUAUGUAAAGUGAAAAUGAGAUCAGUUUGUUACCUAGAAGAAUGAUUAGCACUUUUACAAUUACACUUCUAAUUAUUAUAGACUUACCUCAUUUCAUUGUGGUUUGUCUUAAUGAGGUUUUGCAACAGUGAAAUCUUUUUACUCACAGCAUGCAAUAGCUAAGUAGAUGCAGGCAACAGAAAUCAUGUGGGCAGUGAUACUGCGUCAAACUAGCUAAGGUUUUUGUAAAAUGUAAUAUUCGGCAAGCAUGAAGUAGCUAAGAGCUAUUAGCAUAGCAACACAUUUUGUAUGAGUGAGUUUUUUUAACAUGUUGCUGCUAAUGUCUGUAAGAAUUCUAUUGAUGUCACACACACCAUGUCUGGAUAUGAGAUUAACUAUGCAGAUACACAGAAUAUAAAAUUGUUGAAUAAAGAAUAGUGUGUCCUUCUUUUA